AGAAUUUGAAAUCAAAUCCAAGUGUCUGGUAUCCCUAGACAGUCCCAGACUUCGGACCCGGUGUCCUGCCCCUUCUGCUGGAGUUCUUUGCGGUGCCAUGGAGCUGGAUCUAAGCCCACCUCAUCUCAGCAGCUCCCCAGAAGAUGUGUGCCCAGGUCCUGGGACCCCUCCUGAGACUCCUCCACCCCCUGAUAACCCUCCGCCAGGGGAUGUGAAGCGAUCCCAGCCUUUGUCCAUUCCAGACAGCAGGAAACUUCGAGAAGAGGAGCUUCAGGCAACUUCUCUACCCUCCAUCCCCAACCCGUUCCCCGAGCUCUGCAGCCCACCUUCACAGAAACCCAUUCUUGGGGGUUCCUCUAGCACCAGAGGCUUGCUUUCUCCAGACUCCAGCCGCCUCCAUGUGGUGAAGGUGUACAGCGAGGAUGGGGCCUGCCGGUCUGUGGAGGUGGCAGCAGGCGCCACAGCUCGCCAUGUGUGUGAAAUGCUGGUGCAGCGAGCUCACGCCCUGAGCGACGAGAGCUGGGGCCUGGUGGAGUGCCACCCUUACCUAGCACUGGAGCGGGGUUUGGAGGACCAUGAGUUCGUGGUGGAAGUGCAGGAGGCUUGGCCUGUUGGUGGAGACAGCCGCUUCGUCUUCCGUAAAAACUUCGCCAAGUAUGAGCUGUUCAAGAGCCCCCCACACACCCUGUUUCCAGAAAAGAUGGUUUCCAGUUGUCUGGAUGCACAAACAGGCAUAUCCCAUGAAGACCUCAUCCAGAACUUCCUGAAUGCUGGCAGCUUCCCCGAGAUCCAGGGCUUCCUGCAGCUGCGGGCGUCAGGCCGGGGGUCAGGUCGAAAGCUUUGGAAAAGAUUCUUCUGCUUUCUCCGUCGAUCUGGCCUCUAUUACUCCACCAAGGGCACCUCCAAGGACCCGAGGCACCUACAGUACGUGGCAGAUGUGAGCGAGUCCAAUGCGUAUGUGGUGACCCAGGGCCGGAAGCUGUAUGGAAUGCCUACUGACUUCGGCUUCUGUGUCAAGCCCAACAAGCUUCGAAAUGGCCACAAGGGACUCCACAUCUUCUGCAGCGAUGACGAGCAGAGCCGGACCUGCUGGCUGGCUGCCUUCCGGCUCUUCAAGUACGGGGUGCAGCUGUAUAAGAAUUUUCAGCAAGUCCAGUCUCGUCACCUACGCCUAUCCCAUUUGGGGUCUUCGCCCUUGAGGAGCGUCUCCGAUAAUACCCUGGUGGCCAUGGACUUCUCUGGCCGUGCUGGCCGUGUCAUUGAGAACCCCCGGGAAGCUCUGAGCGCUGCCAUGGAGGAAGCCCAGGCCUGGAGGAAGAAGACAAACCACCGUCUCAGCCUGCCCACCCCAUGCUCUGGCUCCAGCCUCAGUGCAGCCAUCCACCGCACCCAGCCCUGGUUCCACGGACGCAUCUCCCGGGAAGAAAGCCAGCGGCUAAUCAGACAGCAGGGCCUGGUGGAUGGUGUAUUCCUGGUCCGGGAGAGCCAGCGGAACCCACAGGGCUUUGUUCUGUCUCUGUGUCACCUGCAGAAAGUCAAGCAUUAUCUCAUCCUACCGAGUGAAGAUGAGGGCUGUCUCUACUUCAGCAUGGAUGAUGGCCAGACCCGCUUCACAGACCUUCUGCAGCUGGUGGAAUUCCACCAGCUGAACCGAGGCAUCCUGCCCUGCUUGCUGCGCCAUUGCUGUGCCCGUGUGGCCCUCUGAAACCACAGGAGCCACGAAAGCCCAUGGGGCUGCCCGCCACCCUUCUGUUCAGUGGACUUGGUGCAGGUGGACGGGAU
Molecule: messenger RNA, 1782 nt
Organism: Acomys russatus (golden spiny mouse)
Lineage: Eukaryota; Metazoa; Chordata; Mammalia; Rodentia; Muridae
Gene: Grb7
Product: growth factor receptor bound protein 7
Exons: 15
Coding region: 98-1705 (535 amino acids)
Biological process (GO): signal transduction
Source: RefSeq, a predicted model, not a curated record